Stegastes partitus (bicolor damselfish) is the source of this 2667-nucleotide messenger RNA. RefSeq names its product tectonic family member 2 (gene tctn2). The record is from RefSeq and is a predicted model, not a curated record. NCBI's taxonomy places the organism in Eukaryota, Metazoa, Chordata, Actinopteri, Pomacentridae. Gene Ontology annotation, cellular component: MKS complex. Gene Ontology annotation, biological process: protein localization to ciliary transition zone; smoothened signaling pathway; cilium assembly.
AUGGCGAAGGAGGUUCAGAAUUUAUUGUCCAUUUAUCGCCGGCUUGUAUAUGUUUUACUAUUUAUUUCCUUGGUUCAUACUCAAAACAUUGUCGUUUUCCAGCCGUCCUUUCUCACGACAACUGGACCCGCAGUCAGCGCGUUUCUGCUGGGAAACAGCUCGGACGUCUCUCUGGCUCUGAGGACCGUUUCUCCGUCCAACACGACAGGAGGUAUUGGUUCUCCAUCAUGUGUAGGUGAGGCAACACGGUGGCUGCUCACAAGGGAGCAGCUGGGGAAGACUGCAGUUCACGUUCAGCUGAGACUGAAUCACAGUCUGCGUUUAUGUGGUGAGAACGAUACAAACGCUGACUGCUGCCCAAAGCCCCUGUGUGUCCUGGAAACCCUUCAGGUGUCUGCCUGUAAGGACGCUACGGCCCAGACUUCACUGCUGAUCCAGGCCAGGAUACACGCCCUGUUGGUUGUUGCUAACGGUGGAUCUGAAAAUAAAACAGCCAUUCCAAACCAAGUGUACCAGCCGCUGGGCUCCUGCCCCUGUGACUUGAUGUUCAGAGUGUGUGACGUACGCUGCUGCUGUGACCAGGACUGUUCCAGUGAAGAUUUGAAGCUGUUCUUGUCAGACUGUCUGCCGGGGCCCUUUGGUGGACACGUGUCUCCUGCUCCAGAUUAUCAGUGUUCUGUUCAGUCGUCUGAAAACUCCCCGGAUUGGUUUCCGUUCUUAUGUGUCAACUCUCCCCCUGAAAACAACCCUUACCUCGGCCUCUUUUACCAAGGAUACACAAUUGCAUCAAAUCCUGGCCCGUCCUUCCAGAGGCCUGUUUUGUCGGCCCCAGUGCCAGUUAAUGGUUAUAUUCAAGGAAGUCCAAUUUUCACUCCAAGUGACCAGUACUUCACUGUCCCCCAGAAAGUCUUUGGGCGAUGUGUAAACGGUGCUCCUGUAGCUUUUUUGAAAAAUUUCGAAGUCGAGUGUGCAUCUCUGCUACGCUCCUGUCCGACUGAAUCUCCUUUACUGACACUACCGACAGAUUUGAGCGUUAGAGUGAAGAAUGGGCUAGGGGGUGAUGUCAUGGUGGAUGUGGAGGAUGAAGUGGCCGCUGACUUGAGUCCGUUCAUUUCCAAAAAAGACACAGCUGAAGAUGAGAGGCUGCUAUGUGAAAAUGUGACCUUAGUCCUGGAUUACAGGUUCUACUGGAAAGGAAACGGCAUCACAGGCGUCACACUGACACGCACUGUUGGAACAUUUGCUUUUAAUGAUAGCGUGAUGUUAACAACAAGGUAUUCUGCCGUGUUCCUAAAUGGAGAAUUCAUGGGUGAGCCUAACUCAGGGAACCCAGGUUAUCAGGUGGGAAGGCCUGUUAUUGCUGGAAUUGAGGACAUUUCUGACAAUAGUACAGGUUUAAUACAGAGAUCAUCAAUCAAUCUUUGGAGACCAGUGAGCGAUGGACUCUGUUCUACUGCUGAGAAGAAACCAAUUCUUUUUGGGGAGAAUUCAACGUCAGGAUGUUUGCUCCCUGUCAGCCGCCAGAAUCUGACUGAAUGUAACGUCCUCAGAGAGACAGUUGCUGCUCUACAGGAUGCUUUGACUGCAGCCACAUUUGUGGCAAAGAGUGGAAACCCGGACUUUUCUACUCUGACAGACUGGCUGAACAUAAGCUUUGUGACACUGAACUCAAGUGCACCUGUAGAAGACAACACGAGUACAUGCCAUGGAAUCCCAUCCUAUCAGCACGUCCAUGUUUGGAGUCUUGUCACCAGCACGGUAGAGGGAAUACCUCAGCGAGAAAUCCGUGCUGUGGAAGUCAGCUAUGGUUUGUCUACCUGGGCCCUGGACUGUGGAGGAGGUGUUGUGUCUUCAUGUGUUGAUCCAGAGGAGAUUCAGUUGUUUCCCAUCACCUCCUCUGUCACUUUUACCGACAUUCCUAUCAACACAGGACCACCGACAACCAGGUUUCAGAUCAACUUCACCGAAUAUGACUGUGACAGGAAUGACGUGUGUUGGCCUGAGCUCGCAUUUCCCAUCACUAGGUAUUACACAGGUGAGCCAUAUUCUCAGUCACUGGCAAAGGUGAUUUUGGUUUUCUUCUUCAUCACUGCCUCAAUUCUUGGAACUCCGUGGAGACAAAUCAGACAGGUGUGGAGCGGUGCUGUGCGUUAACACUCCGAAAACUGACAAAAUGCACUGAAAAAGAUCAAGAAAGACGCACGUGGACAAUGGAGGAGUAAAAUGGUGAUGUAUUUAAAAGUCACUGAAUUGUAAUUUUGUUGUUUUUCAUCAGACAUGUUAUGUAAUAAUAUAGUUUUUACAUGUUUAUGAUUGUGGGGAUGUAAAUGCUUGUUUUUGAGCAUCAUUUUGCAAUAAAAUUAUUUUUUACAUUACUUUCCCAGACUGUGCUUUUGAUCACAGCACUCUUUUAGAAUGUUUAAAAAGGUUUCUGGGUCAUAAUUUAUUCAAGUUUUAGAUGUUUUCACAAAGGGUCGUCAUCCAGCGGUGCAAUAUUGUUUCAGUGUCAUGCAGAAAACAAACAACAACAACACACGAUACUGAACUGCUGCUCCUUAUAAAUCUAGACCUCUCUUUUGUGUCUGACCUCCAACAGUGGAAAUUAAUAAAGCGCAUUAGCUCAAGUACUAUAUGAAAGUAUAUUUUGAGGUACUUGUAUGCUUUCUU